AUGAACUAUGUUGUGGCUGCUCUAAUUGUCGUCAUCAAAGAUGCUCAAGAAGCCACGAACCUGGACCUCGAUGGACUUUCAGUUCAAGAGGUUGCGUUUUGGCUGACAAUCUCCUUAAUUCGGCGAAAAGGGAUGGCAGACCUGUGGAAGCACAAGAUGCCAGGGCUGUCGCAGUGCAUUUAUCUUUUCCAGCAGCUCCUCAAGCUCCACUUUUACGAUUUAUCAGCGCAUUUUCGGCAGAUUGGGAUGCACUCCAACAUCCUUAUCACCCAGUGGUUUGUGACAGUAUUUGCGCGAGUGCUUACCAUCCCGACCCUUACUCGUGUAUGGGACCUGUUCUUUAUGGACGGAUGGAAGACUGUUUACCAAGUUGCUCUCGCCAUUACCUCGGAGCUGCGACCAAAGCUUCUUGAUAUGUGCAGCGAAUUCUUCCGAAAGAACCCCAAACUCGGCCUGGAAGAGGCCUAUCUUCGGCUUCGGCUACAGCAAACACCACUAUCUGAAGAGCAUCGCAUGCUGUUCCCCACCCUCGAGCACGAAGGCGAUGCCGCUGCACAGCGGAAGUCUCUGGAGUUGAUCCGCUCUAAACUACGUCGGUUCGACACAGAUGUUGCGAGUGAUACAGCCUUCCUGCAGCACAAGAUUGAGGCGGCCGAGAAGACCCAGGCUCAAGCGAUGUCAGUGCGCUAUGCCAUCGCGUACGAGCUAUCGGAGGCGGCCAUCGAGUUGAACGAGCGUAUCGAGAUCCGAAAUCGUCUACGCUCCAAGUUCCGCAAGCUCAUGGAGGUCGCUAUCAGCGAGGCAACCACCGCGUCGACGACGCGCUCAUCGGCUUCAGGCUUCACAACGUGGAUCAACCCGUUCGAGUUCAUCAACGAGCGCAUGGCCAGCUGCUUUGAGCGACUUCCUAUCCUUUCAAGCUACAUGGACGCAGGAGAUGAACUUCGUGGUGGCGACAACGACACAGACGAUGAAGAAGCGGAGGAAGCAGAGCGCAACUUGGUGCACCUCGAAGUCCUCGUCCCUCAGCUGGCAGCAGAACUUCGACUCUUGCAGAAGUCACUCGCGUACAACGAGAGAAUUAUUCGCCCUCUGCUGCAGCGAACUCGAAGACUUCAGCGUGACGCGCAACUAGCUCGAGUCGAGUUGGAGGAGGCCCAGCUCUUCAAGGACCGCUUGGCCGACCAACUGCUGCAGAUCAUGUUGGCCAGCGAGAAGCUCAAGAACGAGCGGAUGCAGCAGCUCUUCGCCGAGGUUGAUCGAUCGAGUAGCUAG
Messenger RNA from Phytophthora sojae, 1275 nucleotides. RefSeq lists its product as hypothetical. The transcript has 6 exons. The coding region runs from base 1 to 1275 and encodes 424 amino acids. Lineage: Eukaryota; Oomycota; Peronosporomycetes; Peronosporales; Peronosporaceae. The record is from RefSeq and is a predicted model, not a curated record.